Molecule: messenger RNA, 4290 nt
Organism: Parathielavia appendiculata
Lineage: Eukaryota; Fungi; Ascomycota; Sordariomycetes; Sordariales; Chaetomiaceae
Product: RecF/RecN/SMC protein
Exons: 5
Coding region: 317-4102 (1261 amino acids)
Biological process (GO): sister chromatid cohesion
Cellular component (GO): nucleus; chromosome; cohesin complex
Molecular function (GO): DNA binding; ATP binding; ATP hydrolysis activity
Source: RefSeq, a predicted model, not a curated record
CUCUGUUAUGUGGUUCGUAUGUACAUACGUGAUACUUACAAUACCUACCUACCUUACCUAGCGAACCCCGCCAAACAGGAUCGCGAUUGGAAAUUUACGGCUUGUUGCGAUCACUGACAUCGGGACCCGGCGCGACUUGUGAGCGGAAGCAGGCCAACAUUGAAUCGGUAUCUCGAUUUCACGCGCGUUUUCAUGCGCUCAACUGCGCGAUCUACUCGGAACUACUAUUCAACGCGGUAAUACGCUUCUAUCUCCGAGAGCCGGACGCGACGAGAACCAAGGGCAAUCAGAUCCGCGCGACGGAGCAGCCGUAACCAUGGGCAAGCUCAUCCGUCUUGAGCUAUUCAAUUUCAAAUCCUACAAGGGUCACCAUACCCUGCUGUUUGGGGACUCCUAUUUCACAUCCAUCAUCGGCCCAAAUGGCUCCGGAAAAUCGAAUUCCAUGGACGCCAUCUCCUUCGUCCUGGGUAUCAAGUCGUCCCACCUCCGAUCGUCCCACCUCCGCGACCUAGUCUACCGCGGCCGGGUAAUGAAGACGUCCAAGAUACAAGACGACGGGACCGCUGCGCCUGCGGCGAACGGGAAUAUCAACGGCCACGAGAAUGGCGACGACGAAGAUGCGUCACAACGGGCCUCCCGGAACGAUCCGAAGACGGCAUGGGUCAUGGCAGUCUACGAGGACGAUGCGGGCGACGAGCAGCGGUGGAAACGGAGCAUUACGAGCAACGGCACAAGCGAAUACCGCAUCAACGAUCGUGUGGUUACUGCCCAACAAUACAACGAAGCGCUCGAGGAGGAGAACAUCUUGAUCAAGGCCCGGAACUUCCUCGUCUUUCAAGGAGACGUCGAGGCCAUUGCCUCCCAGUCGCCACAGGACCUGACCCGCCUGAUUGAGCAAAUUUCGGGGAGUCUGGAGUACAAGGCCGAGUACGAGAGGCUCCAGGCAGAGGCAGAGCAGGCAGCAGAGAACCAAAACUUCCAGCUCCACCGGAGGCGAGGCAUCAACUCGGAAAUCAAGCAGUACCAGGAGCAAAAGAAGGAGGCCGAGAACUUCCAAAGGAAGACCGAGGAGCGGGACGAGGCCGUCGUCACGCAUAUCUUGUGGAAGCUGUACCAUUUCCAGCGGGUCAUGGACGAGUCCAGCGCCCAGAUCCAGGAGCACCACGAGAACCUAAAGGAGUUCCGCCGUAAUGUGGAGACCUUCGAGAAGAAGCUCGAGGCUGCUCGCAAGGAGCAAGCCACUGUGACUCGCGAAGUCAGCAAGAUUGAAAAGAGCAUUAAGAGCAAGGAGAAGAGCAUCGAAGAGAGAGACAACAGCCUCGUCCCAAUUGAUGAGAAGAUCACGCAGAGCUCACAGGAUAUGGCGACCCUUCGAAAGCGCAUCACGGAUGUCAAAAAGGACCGUGAUGAGAAGACGGCCAAUAUCCAAAAACUCAAAAAAGAUCUCGCGACGGUUGAGAAAGCACACCAGCAGUUUGAGAAGCAAUGGGCCGAGACGCUGAAGAAGCAGGGCAAAGAGCUGAGCGACGCAGACCGCAAAGAGUACACCACCCUGCAGGCCGAGGCCAUGAGGAAGACGUCAAAUAACCGCGCAAAGCUGGCCAAUUUGCAGCGUCAACUGAGGGGCGACGAAGUCACAGUGAACAGCUUGAAGGGCAAAAUUGACAACUUUGAGGCGGCCGUCGAGAAACUGCAGAGCGAAGUCCAGGCGAUUAAGGACCGCCGGAAUGCCAGCCAGGACUCCGUCCGCCAAAUAACCAGUGAGAUCGAUGCCAAGAAAAAGGAGUUCAACAGCGUGCAGUCUGAGCGGAUUAGAAUCAACAACACUCAUACCGAGCUGGAGGAGAAACUCCGUGAAGCGCUGAGGAAGCUGGACGACGCCAACAUGGGCCGAAGACAGAACGAAAAGGAGGCCAAGAUGAGGAGCAUGAUCAGCGAUCUCAAGCGCAUAUACCCCGGCGUCCGCGGCCGAGUGGGCGAGCUCUGCAAGCCCAAACAAAAGAAGUUCGACGAAGCUGUAGCGACCGCCCUAGGCCGAGAACUCGAUGCGGUCGUGGUCGACACCGAGAAGACUGCCGUAGACUGUGUCCAAUACCUCAAAGACCAACGAUUUCCUCCCCUGAUUUUCAUCCCGCUCGACAACAUCAAAGUCAACACCUCGAAUCCCGCAGUCAAGGGUGUUUCCGGUGCGCGCCUGACCAUCGACACCAUCGACUUCGACUCUUCCCUGGAGCGAGCCAUUGCCUACGCCUGCGGUGGCUCCGUGGUUUGCGACAGUCUGGAUGUCGCCAAGGACAUCGUGUACAAGAAGAAAAUCCAGGUUAAGGCGGUAACUCUGCAGGGGUACGUGAUUCACAAGGCUGGCACCAUGUCUGGCGGUCGGUUACCCGAAGACAAGGGCGGGAAACGUGGCUUCGAGGAGCAUGACGUCCAGAAUCUGCAGCGACUGGUCGAGAAGUUCCGGAAUGAUAUUGCCAACCUGCCUAGGCCAGGGAGGCGAGGUUCUGCCGAAGAAUCUCUGCAGAACGAGAUUGGCGCGCUCGAACAGCGUCUCCGACUCCAGCAGAGCGAGCUGGCUGCCUUUGAAAAGAACCUCAAAAGCAAGCAGAAGGAGCUUGACCACGUGAAGCGGGAACUCAGGGACUACGAGCCCAAGUAUGCCGAAAAGGAGGAGGAGUUGCAGCGCACUCGCGCCACUGUCCAAAAGUUCGAGAAGGCCAUCUUUGACGUCGAGGAUAAGAUCUUCGCCAAUUUCUGCAAGAGACUCGGGUACGAGAACAUCCGUGCUUACGAGGCUCAGCAGGGCAGUCUUGAGCAGGAAGCGGCCCAGAAGCGGCAGGACUUUGACGUGCAGAAAAAGCGCAUCCAGAACAACCUGGCCUGGGAGACUUCGCAGCAGAACGCGGCCAAUGACCGGGUGAGCGUAAUGGAGGCGACAUUGCAGCGGCACCAGAAGGAUCUGGAAGCUUAUCAGCAGGAGAAGGAAGAUAUUGAGGAAGCAAGGGCGCGAGAUCAAAACGAGCUCGGAGCCCUUCAGGGGUCCCUGGACGAGCUAAAGGAGACGCUCGGUGAGAAGUCCAAGAAGCUCGCCGAGGCGAAACAGGAUCUGCAGAAGAAAACCAAGGAGAUUGACUCGAGGUUAAAAGAAAUCAGCAACCUGGAGGCCGCGGUGCAGAAGAACAGUGCUCAGAAGUUUGCCUUGCUCAGGAGGUGCAAGCUGGAGCAGAUCCAGCUGCCGAUAAGCAAGGGCUCGCUCGACAACAUCCCCAACGAGGAUGUGCUGCUCCGCAAAAACCAAGAUAUGAUGGAUGUCGAUGGCGAGGAGGACGAGGAGGAGGUGCUGGAGGCUGCCAUGGACGACUACGGCAUCGAGAUUGAUUUUGACGCGUUGGACGAGGAGCUCAAGAACCCUGAUGACGAUCUCGAAGAGAAGCUCCAGUCAAAGAUCAACUCCCUGACCAACGAGCUCGAAAAGCUUAACCCCAACAUGCGCGCCAUGGAGCGCCUCGAAUCCGUCAAAUCCCGCCUUGAGUCCACCGAGAAGGACUUUGAAGACUCCCGCGCCGCUCUCCGCGCCGCCCGUGAGGCCUUCACCCAAGUCAAAGAAAAGCGCUUCGAGCUCUUCAACCGCGCCUUCACGCACAUCCAGGAGCAGAUCACGCACGUAUACAAGGACCUGACGCGCUCCGACGCCUAUCCGCUCGGCGGCCAAGCCUACCUCGACAUCGAGGAAGAUACCGACACCCCUUACCUUUCGGGCAUCAAAUACCACGCCAUGCCCCCGCUGAAGCGCUUCCGCGACAUGGAGCACCUCUCGGGCGGCGAAAAGACCAUGGCCGCCCUCGCGCUGCUGUUUGCCAUCCACAGCUACCAGCCGAGUCCAUUCUUUGUGCUGGACGAGGUCGACGCGGCGCUGGACAAUGCCAACGUGGAGAAGAUCAAGAAUUAUAUUCGUGAGCACGCCGGGCCGGGCAUGCAGUUCAUCGUCAUCAGCCUCAAGCCGACGCUGUUCCAGGACAGUGAGAGCUUGGUGGGCGUGUAUCGUGAUCAGGAAGUCAACAGUUCGCGGACGCUGACGCUGGAUCUGCGGAAAUACGUGUAGCGGCGUCUCGCGGUGACGUGGUUUAUGAGGUUCAUUUGUAUUUGAGCUAGCAAGCAACUUCUUCGCGGUCGGUUUUGAGACAAGGUGAAUAGGACUGUUAGGGUCUAUUACUCUAUCCAUCUAGCAAAUAUAUGCCCCCGUACGCGUCGAGUGGUUAUGCUUCUGUCCUUGUAAAUUUAUGAUACAGC